Salvelinus sp. IW2-2015 is the source of this 5190-nucleotide messenger RNA. The record is from RefSeq and is a predicted model, not a curated record. NCBI's taxonomy places the organism in Eukaryota, Metazoa, Chordata, Actinopteri, Salmoniformes, Salmonidae.
AUGUACUCUCUUUUUAAUAUCUUUGGUCCACAUAGACCAAGCCAAUACACGGCCUACGUACGGAUCCUUGUGACAGAUGUCAACGACAACGCUCCGGCUUUCGCCCAAUCGGUGUACGAGGUUAGCGUGGAGGAAGACAAGGAGGUGGGCUUCGUCCUCAUCACCGUGACGGCCAAUGAUGAAGAUGAAGGUGCCAACGCCAAGCUCCGCUACCAGAUCACCUCUGGCAACACCAUGGGCACCUUUGACGUGGAGCCAGAGGUGGGCACCAUCUUUGUGGCCCAGCAUUUAGACUACGAGAUGGAGCAACGCUACGAGCUGAGACUGGUGGCCUCCGACGGGAAAUGGGAGAACGAGAGCCUAGUGGUGGUCCAGGUGGUGAACUGCAACGACGAGGCGCCCGUCUUCGGCCAGACAGAGUACCACGCCGCUGUCACAGAGGAGCUGACCGAGCUGCCCGUCUUCGUGCUGGAGGUUUCAGCCACCGACCCAGACCAGGAGGCAGACCAGAGCGCCCUGCGCUACUCACUCCACGGCCAGGGAGCCGACAGUGAGUUCACCAUCGAUGAGUCUACAGGCCGCAUCUACGCCCAACGCCGUCUGGACCGUGAGGAGCGCCCGGCCUGGCGUUUCCUGGUUCUGGCCACCGAUGAGGGAGGGGCGGGACUCACUGGCUUUGCUGACGUCCUUUUGGAAGUUCAUGACAUCAAUGACAACGCACCAGUCUUCCCAUGCCUGGCGCCGGACUCUUCAGGCUGCUUUGUUGGCCACGUGCCUGAGAACUCUCCCGCCGAUACCUCAGUGAUGGAGAUGAGGGCCGCGGAUUUAGAUGACCCCAAGGCCGGCAAGAACGCCAUACUGACCUACUGCAUCGUACAGAACGUUCGCAACGAGAUCAACCUCAAUCUGUUCUCCAUCAACCCUUCAACUGGAACCAUCAGUACAGUUCUACGGUCUCUGGACCGUGAGGUGGAGGACCGCUAUCUGGUUGUGGUUGAGGCCAGGGAUGGUGGGGGCUUGUCYGGKACUGGAACGGCUACUAUCAUGGUGUCAGAUGUGAAUGACCAUCCACCAGUCUUCACCCAGAGGGUCUACAAUGCCCAGGUGACAGAGGACCUAGAGGUAAACAGCGAGGUACUGGCGGUCUCCGCCAGCGAUGGCGACCAGGGUGAGAACGCAGUGGUCACUUUCAGCAUCGUCGGAGGCGACGAGGACAGGAAGUUCUUUGUGGAGACGGACAAGGCGAACCGGCGUGGUGUGGUGCGGCUGAAGAAGAAGAUGGACUUUGAAAAGCCCCACGAGAGAACRUUCAACUUGACUGURAAGGCRGAAGACGCAGACUUCUUCAGCCUGGCAUACUGCCUGGUUCAGGUGGAGGAUUCCAAYGACCACGCACCCGUCUUCUUCCCACAGUUCUAUGAGGCUCCUGCCAUGUCUGAGGACGUGUCUGUUGGCACCAUUGUGGCUCAAGUCACCGCUGCCGAUCUGGACUCAGGACUAAAUGGCCGCUUCUCCUACAGCAUUGCCAAAGAGUCUGACCCCWACGGGCAGUUCCUGGUGGAYCAGUCAGGCUGGGUGGUAGUGGCUGACUCUCUGGACCGGGAAAUGGUAUCCCAGCACAGACUCAUGGUCCUAGCCUCCGACAUGGGCAGCCCGCCACUCACCGGCACCGCCAUCGUCAUGGUUACUGUACUGGACGUCAAUGACAACGGGCCAGAGUUUGAGGUGCCCUACAAGCCCAUUGUGUGGGAAAACAUGGCUGCCCCCCAGGCGGUGAGAAUAAACGAUACAUCCCUGCUUCUCCACGCAGCCGACCGUGACUCCUCACCCAAUGSYGGACCGUUUUCCAUCCGUCUCCUGAUGUUAACCUCCGAUGCUACCAACUUCAACCUGACUGACCUGCGCAACGGUAGUGCUGCACUGACUACYCUGCGAACCUUUGACCGUGAACGCCAGAAGGAGUACCGUCUUCCCAUUCUCAUGAUUGACAGCGGCUCUCCCCCAAUGAGCUCAACCAGCACACUGACGGUUGUCAUCGGCGACAGGAAUGACCACGCCCACUCUCCGGGCCACACAGACUUCUUUGUGUACAGCUACCAGGGUGUUCUCCCCACAACAGUGCUUGGACAGGUUCAAUCCCCUGACCGUGAUGACUGGAGCGAAAAGGUUUACAGAUUCAAAGGCAAACCCCCCAGCGGGUUGUUCAGUCUGAACCACAACUCAGGCCAGUUGAUUAUCAGAGAGGGGGCCCCUGUGCCGGUGGGUUCCUACAGCCUCGAGGUGCGUGUCUCCGACAAGACCUGGCCCGACGUGACCUCCACUGCAGAGGUCGUCGUCAUGGAGCUGGACGAGGAGGCGGUCCAGAACGCCGGCUCUUUGCGUCUGUCCAACAUCACAGUGGAACAGUUCUUCAGUAGUGCACCGGGUCAGGAGAGUUCUUUCUCCCGCCUGGGUCGUCUCCUCUCCGAGCUUCUCCAGACCGACCGGGACAACGUCCACGUCUUCUCUGUCGCCAAUGGCAACCGCCAGGGUGAGCGCGAGAUCAACGUGUGGUUCGCCGCCCACGGCUCGCCGUACUUCAAGGCCGAGAAACUCCACGGCAAUGUGAUGGCGCAUAAAGCUAAGUUGGAAGCAGCACUGGGUGUGUCUAUCUCCCAGGUGGGUAUAGACGAGUGUCCCUACACAGACUGCAGUCAGUCGGGUGGCUGCAGCAGCGACGUCACCUUCAGCCUCACCCCCACCGCCCUCAGCUCCGGGAACACCUCCCUGGUGUCUGUCUCCGCCUCCUCUGAGGCACGCUGCGGCUGCAGGGCCAGAGAGAGCCUGCACCAGGCCUGCUCCUCCUACCCCCGCAACCCCUGCCUCAACGGAGGCACCUGUCAGGACAGCGAGCUGGGAUACAGGUGCAAGUGUCCACCCAUGUUUGACGGACCUGAGUGCCAGCAGACCAAGCACUCCUUCCACGGCCAGGGUUACGCCUGGUUCCCUCCCAUCAGGCCUUGCUUUCAAAGCCACAUCUCAUUGGAGUUCAUAACCGAGUCAGCCAAUGGGCUGCUGCUCUACAAUGGCCCUCUAGGCCCCGCCCAGGCCGGAGAGCAGGAGGACUACAUCGCUCUGGAAUUGAGGAAUGGCGUUCCGACCCUCAGCAUCAGCCAUGGAUCGGGAACACUGACGCUGCAGCUCCCAACGAGAUCCACCGCCACGGACCGCCGAUGGCACCGCCUGGACAUCGUCAGUGACGGAAAGGCAGUUCAACUGAUCCUAGACCAGUGUUCGGGGGCAGUGGUGAAUGAGGUGGAGGGUCUAGUGGUGGAGGUGCUGGAGACAGAUCAGUCUGGCUGCAAGGCUUCUGGAGAGACCCCUGGCAACCUGAGGUUCUUGAAUGUGAACCAGCCUCUCCAGCUGGGUGGGGUGAAGGAGACCUCCACACACAGACGCUACAAAGCUUUCACUGGCUGCCUCAGGAACCUGGUGGUCGAUAGCAAGGUGUAUGACCUGGGAAUUCCGGGGGAGAGCUUGGAUAGUUCCCCAGGCUGUGGCCUGACAGACGGGGUGUGUGUGACAGCAAGUGGACCCUCCUGUGGCGUCCACGGAACCUGCCUGGGCGAGUGGGGCUCCUUCAGCUGUGACUGUCACCCCGGGUACAGCGGGCACAAGUGUGACAUAGCUCUACCAGAGUGGUCCUUCGUCAGGGACAGUAUGCUACGCUACCAGCUGAGGGGGGGAGGUAGCCCCCGUCGUACACACAUCCAGCUCCUGCUCCGCACGCGCUCCUCCUCUGGCACCCUGCUCUCCAUGACGUCCCGCGAUGCCAACGAGUACAUCAUCCUGGAGAUCGUAGACGGCCACCUGUCGGUGCGUGCCAACCUGGGCGACGGUGCCCACUCCCUCCGCCUGGCCAGCCAGCGAGUCGACGGGGGCCAGUGGGUCCUCGCCAGCUUGCAUCGUCACGACAACCUCUUCACGCUGCGCCUGGAGCAGGGUGGUGGCUCGCGGGAGGUCAGGGCCUGGAUGGGGAACAGGCGGGAGAUUGUAGUGCACCCCUCCAGUGUGCUGCUGGGAAAUGGACCAACCCUGGGACAAUCUGCUGACUUCCAGGGCUGCUUGCGGGAUGUGAGGCUGAACGGCCACUCCCUCCCUCUGGAUGGUCAGAGUACAGAGUUCAGUACAGUGUUGGAGCGGAGGGGGGUGACYUCAGGCUGUCACUCAGAYGCCUGCAGUGCCAAGCCCUGCCGCAACCCCCUCUACUGUGUGGACCUGUGGAGGAAACACCAGUGCAGGUGUCCAGGUGGGCAGGUGACGGUGACAGACGAGACAUCAGGCCACCACCGCUGUGUACCCUCCCCCUGUGGACCCUCAGCCUGCCGUAACAGGGGCACCUGCCACGCCCUGACCCCCGACAGCUGGCAGUGCCGUUGCCCCGAGGGGUUCAGAGGUCAGCGKUGUGAGGUGGGCCAGAUGAAAGCCCACCGUAUGGCCGCCCUCAGCCCGGGCUCCAUCCUGGUCAUCAGCAUGUGUCUGCUCGUCUUCUUCGCUGUGCUGGUAGCCGGACAUGUGGAACCAGAAGGGCAGUCUAGUAAGUCUCCAGAAGAGGGCAAUGCCUAUGACAUCACAGAGCUGAAGAGGCCCCUGUGUUCCAGCCUGUCCCAGUCCUCAUCCUGCACCACCGCCCCCCUCAUCAAGUCCUCCCAGGGCUCCCAGGAGGAGGUGCACCCUGCUGGCUCAGCCUGCAGCUCAGGGACCCCCUACCUCCACAUCCCCCACCACCACCACCGCCAUCAUCACCACGCUAGCAAUGCUAGCUAUACGAAUGAUAGUAAUGAUGCGCAUGCUAGCUCYGUGGGCCACUGCCCCAUGGACUUCAAGAGCUACGUGGCGCGCAUCAUCUGGGAGGCCGACAACGACAGUCAGGAGUUCCCGCCGGACAGCUAUCACGUCUGGAGCAUCGAGGGCGCCGGGUCCCCGGUCGGUAGCCUCAGCUCGCUGGGUUCUGCUAUCUCCCACGAUACAGCAGAGGAAGAGGAGGGAGCAGCCUUCAGCUUCGACCGGCUAUCCCACUGGGGGGAUAAGUUUGAGGCUCUAAGUGAAAUGUACGAGCGACCGGCGCUGGCGCUGACAUACAGGGACGCUUUGAGUUACAGCCAGAGUCAGAGGAGCCAUAGUCAGGACAACCUGCCMCACCCUUUUUAG